This is a messenger RNA of Ficedula albicollis (Collared flycatcher), 1583 nucleotides long. It is a transcript of the gene CRIP2, whose product is annotated as cysteine rich protein 2. The record is from RefSeq and is a predicted model, not a curated record. The transcript is spliced from 8 exons. NCBI's taxonomy places the organism in Eukaryota, Metazoa, Chordata, Aves, Passeriformes, Muscicapidae. The coding region runs from base 21 to 647 and encodes 208 amino acids.
CCCCCCUCCGCUCUCCUGCCAUGGCAUCCAAGUGCCCCAAGUGCGACAAGACCGUGUACUUCGCUGAGAAGGUGUCCUCCCUGGGCAAGGACUGGCACAAGUUCUGCCUGAAGUGUGAGCGCUGCAACAAGACCCUGACGCCGGGUGGGCACGCUGAGCACGACGGGAAGCCCUUCUGCCACAAGCCCUGCUACGCCACGCUCUUCGGCCCCAAAGGUAGGUCUGUGAGCCGGGCCGGCUCCUACAUCUACGACAAGCCGCAGAUCGAGGGGCAGACGGCUCCGGGACCCAUCGAGCACCCCGUGAAGGUGGAGGAGAGGAAGGUGAAUGCUGCACCUCCCAAGGGACCCAGCAAAGCCUCCAGUGUCACCACCUUCACCGGGGAGCCCAACAUGUGCCCGCGCUGUGGCAAGAGGGUCUACUUUGCUGAGAAGGUGACCUCUCUGGGGAAGGACUGGCACCGUCCCUGCCUGCGCUGCGAGCGCUGCAGCAAGACACUGACCCCGGGGGGCCACGCCGAGCACGACGGACAGCCGUACUGCCACAAGCCCUGCUACGGGAUCCUCUUCGGGCCAAAGGGUGUCAACACCGGAGCUGUGGGGAGCUACAUCUACGACAAAGACCCCGAGGCGAAGAACCAGCCCUAGGCAGCGUCCCCAGCUGUCCCCACGCUCUGUGCCCCUGUACUAACCUCCUGCUCCCACCUGAGCAGAGCCUCACCAGGCCGGCCACGGAGCUGUCCCCCCUCUGCUGUCUCUACUGCUCCGGGCAGGACAGCCCUGCCCCUGGGUUGUUAUUAUCAUAGUCUCUAAUAUAAGCUUCAGUGUUUUAAGGCAAAGGUAGAAGGGAUCUCUGGUGGUUCCCAAUGUGCUCUGUCCUCCCCAGCCCUCCCACCAGCCCCCCGAGGGUGGGGGGCAGCAGGGCUGGUGUGGGCAUGGGGAUGGGGGGUGCAAUGGGAGGGUGCUCCAGGCUGUCCCUCAGUGCUUGUGCUUGGGGUGAGGGUGCCCAGCCCUGCUCCUCACCAGCUGCUGGAGGUGGGGGACACCUGGCAGCACUGCCCUUCUCCUGGUCCUUCCCAGGCUCCAUCCCUGGGUCCCACUGCUGGCCCUGUCCACUGUUAUGUCUGGCUCCUCCCUACAUCCCUGUGGGUGCACCCAGGCAGGUGCCCAGCCUACUCUGGUUUAGGUUGGUGUCCCCCAGCCUGAUGCCCCCGGGGGCACCUGGCAGCUGCAGCCCUGGUGGAAGGGGCUCUCCUCUCCUCUCCCCUCCCCACCUUUGGAGGACAAAGCACAUUGGGCUGGUGGCCUGGGCAGCAGGACCCUCCCCUGCUUCCCAGAGCCGGAGGUUUCUCCUCGUUGUUGUUUAUUUAUAAGCAGUUGUAAAUGUGCUCCUUGCUUUGGAGAAUGACACGUGCCCCCCAUCUCACCUGUCCCCCUGUGCACUCCCAGCCCUGCUGCUGCCCAGAGAAAGGAAAGGGGGCUGGGGCAGGGGGCCCUGGGUGCCAGCACCCUGCUCCCUUCAGGCUCCCUGUGCUGCUGCAGGGCUGACUUUUGUUAUUUGCUGACAAUAAAGGUUUUGAGAGA